UCAUAGCUUACUCUAUAUUCAGUCUUUGAUUUCUUUUUCGGCAAAUCUGAAAAUUAUUUUUAAAUUUCAAAAUAAUGCCUUCUAAGCCGCUAUUAACAUCAAAGCUAUUGCAGCGUCCAGGAGUGUUGACUAAAGCUCUGGUAUUCCAUCCACAACGAACCUACAACUGGGGCAACUACGAUGCCUCCUCUAAAACGUGCUGUAAGAUGCACGACGCUGAAACGUUUAAAUGCUUAGAGGGUAAAUUAAAAUGCAAGCCCACUAAAAUUCCAAAUAAAUGUUACAAGCGUGUUGAUGAGGAGUUUGUAUCGUUUGGUGAAUACCCCAAGCAAUUGUUUCACAUCUUAAGACCUGCAGAGGUUGAUUGUGGCCUAAUCAAGCAUGAUAUGUGCUACUAUAGACCCUCAGACAAGAGUCGUCGUUAUCAGCGCACCUGGCCCGAGUGUCCACUUAUUUGGCUGCGCCCAAAAAAGAAAUGUUGCCCUGAUGAGGAGUAUUAUCCGCCUAUUUGUCGACGCCAAAGGAAACCACAACGGCCACCAAUGACUACGAUCGAAAAGUAUUUGUACACAUUCGAUAAGGAGUGCAAAUCGAAAUGUCACAACGAUGGGACGCUGAAAAGGAAAUGCACAAUAGUCAGGGGACCCAAAAAGUGCGAGAAGGUAGAGGCCCCAUUUCCAAGCUUUUCCGAGUGUAAAAAAGACUUCAGAGAGGGUUACUGUCACACAGAGUGCGGCUGCAAAUUGGUACCCUCUCUCUGCGACUUAUGGAGACUGCAUCAUCGCAACUCAAGUUUGGUUAAAAAGUGCACUCUAGCAUUAGUGGGUUACUGUCCAUUUAAGAAUCGUGGACGCCCCAUCGGUUAGAUACCAACAAGAAGGCUCGCGAUAAUUCUGGGCGAAACGCUUGCUGAGUGGGUUAACCGGUUAUGCUGGUUUCCACAGAUCUAGUCAUUUGAUUCUUUUGAUAUAGUAUUCGGCAUUUGCUAUCAAAAAUAAUUCCAAAUUCUAAAUUUUUA
This is a messenger RNA of Drosophila virilis, 1018 nucleotides long. The record is from RefSeq and is a predicted model, not a curated record. NCBI's taxonomy places the organism in Eukaryota, Metazoa, Arthropoda, Insecta, Diptera, Drosophilidae.